This is a messenger RNA of Trichogramma pretiosum, 517 nucleotides long. Its product is annotated as endocuticle structural glycoprotein ABD-5-like. The transcript has 2 exons. The record is from RefSeq and is a predicted model, not a curated record. Gene Ontology annotation, molecular function: structural constituent of chitin-based larval cuticle. Lineage: Eukaryota; Metazoa; Arthropoda; Insecta; Hymenoptera; Trichogrammatidae. The coding region runs from base 164 to 517 and encodes 117 amino acids. Gene Ontology annotation, cellular component: chitin-based extracellular matrix.
UGAGCGGAGUCAUAAGCUUAUCACGUGCACAAAAAAUGAACUUUCAGUAGAGGGAGAAUCAGAGUGUUCCAGUAUAAAUAGGGAAGCUACUCUCCAAGUCAGCACAAUCCGAACUCAUCUUCCUCCCAAGCUUGAGCCUUCAGGUCCAAAACAAACCAUCACCAUGAAAACCAUCUUCGCUUUCGUUGCCCUCCUGGCCGUCGCCUCUGCCCUGCCACAAUUGCACAAACGCGGCGCCCCAGCCCAAGAAGUCCAACUGGUCAAGGAACUGGCCUCCAACAACGACGGUCUCGGCAAAUACCAGUUCGCCUACGAGCUCAGCGACGGCCAGCGCCGCGAGGAGAGCGCCGACGUCCAGGUAGUCCGCGAGGCUCGCUCCGGCGAAGAGACCGUCCUCCUCCGCCAAACCGGAUCCUUCAGCUACGUCAGCCCCGACGAUGGCAAGACCUACUCCGUCAAAUACGUCGCCGAUGAGAACGGUUUCCAAGCCGUCGGCGAUCACCUGCCAAAAUUGUAA